Molecule: messenger RNA, 7397 nt
Organism: Anthonomus grandis grandis
Lineage: Eukaryota; Metazoa; Arthropoda; Insecta; Coleoptera; Curculionidae
Product: ubiquitin domain-containing protein 2
Exons: 6
Coding region: 141-836 (231 amino acids)
Molecular function (GO): protein binding
Source: RefSeq, a predicted model, not a curated record
UUUCAGUUUUGUUUUUUUUUCAGCGAUAGGAGUUUGUUGGUUUUUCUCUGUGAUGGUCGAAAAUGAAAUUCUCGCGUAUUUUCAAUCGCUUUCACAUUGAAUAAAGCGUGUGAAAUGCCCGUUAAAAUCCUAGGAGAAAUAUGGGUGGAUGCAUAGGAAUAACGAGGAGCCACAGCGGAGCUGUGGGGAGCAGUACAGUUACAAGACCCCAGUCAGGUAACCAACACAAUAAAACCUACAGGCUAACUCAUGAAAUAAUAAGGUGGAAAUCGGACGUGCCCUUAACAGAGGGCCAGCUGAGAUCCAAAAGGGAUGAGUUUUGGGACACCGCCCCAGCCUUUGAAGGACGCAAAGAGAUAUGGGAUGCUUUAAGGGCAGCCGCUAUGGCCGCAGAACAACGAGAUUACGAGCUGGCCCAAGCCAUAUUAGAUGGAGCCGGUGUUUUUGUGCCUAACGGGUAUAUUACGGACUGUUACGACCAGUUGGGUCAAAGGUAUCAGGUGCCAAUAUACUGUCUGUCUUAUCCCAUAAAUAUCGUAAAAGAGGACGGUCGGGAUUCCCCGGCUGUUGAGUCUGAACCAGUCGAGGCGGGCAGCGAAACCUGCCUGAAACUGAGACUUAGUCAUAGUUGCAAUGACGUCAAACUGGCUGUGUAUUCUAGCGAUAGUAUCAGCGUAUGUAAAAAGAAAUUACAGAGCCAAGAAGGUAUUGACGCAUCAAGACAACGAUGGUUUUACGGGGGGAAACUCCUCGGGGACAAACUUCACGUAGAAGAGGCUAAAAUCCCCCCCGGCUACGUUGUACAGGUUAUUGUAAAUUUGGAAAACACCAGUUAGUGGUAAGAGGUUGUAGAUAGCUUAGGUUAGGUAAGACUAUUUAAAAGAAAAAAAAAUCAAAUGAUACAAUACGUGGGACUGACCGAACAAUGGUUGUGAGGCUAAUUACUGAGAAGUCCCUAAAACAUUAGGACCAUAUCAAAAGAUAGAUAAUAAAUAGACUACUUGUUAUAUAUUAUAUUAAAUAUUUGAAGUAUUUGCCCGUUUUUAGGGCGUCGUGUGGAUAUUAAUGAAAAAUGCGCACAGAUAAAUUUGUAAGUGUCGCCUGGUGCAGUUUCGUAAAACUUUACUAAUCAUUUUUGGCAUUUAUGCCACCGUUACCUAAAAUCUUUUUCGAUAUUUCAAAAGUUGUUUCUUAAUGUUUGCACUUGCGAGUUUUUGUGUUCGGGAACAUCACUUGUAUAUAAGUUGUGUGAUUUUUUGAAAUUCUUCUACUGUUAAGGACUGACUUAGGAAUUCUAACGUUAGAGCCGGGAGGUCUGCAUUGUUAAUUUAUUUGUUUUGAAGGUUUACGCAUUUUUCGUUUUUUUUUCUCAAUUUUCAUUGUAAUAAUUAUUGUUAAUUUAAGUGCCAUAAACUUGUUUGAAAAUGGUUGGCCUCCUGUGCAACAAAUUGUAUCAUAACAUAGUUAGGUUUAGUUUAAAGCAUUUGUAAAUUUUAGGUAUUUGUAUGCUUUUAUUUAUAUUAAUUAGUCUACGCGAGUAUUUUAUAUUUAUUUGCCAGUAAAACUAAAAGAUUUAUAUUCGUCAUUCUAUUUUCUGUUCAAACUGUUUUCUAGCGAAGCAUUUUUUUUUAAAUUCUAAUAAGAUCAAGAAUAAAUAUUCUUGUAAAUUAGUGAUCAAAAAAUUAUAAUCAGAUGAGGUGUUUUGUGGUCAAGUGCACUGCAAAACUAUUUGCCAAAGUUUUCAAUUAUGUUUAAUUUAUCUUUAAGGCUCUAGAUAGAAAAGGGGUGCUUAAAAUCUAUUGUUGCAUUUCAUACAGUUAAGAAAAUUGUGAUAAAAAGAUAAUUUUACAGCGUAUUAAAGAAAAUCCUUAAGGAGAAAUUGCAUACAUUCGAUAUGUAACGCGUUCGAUUUCGUUGCGAUUCGCAACUUUAACAAAAUAAACGAUUUUAUUUGUGUUAAAUAGCAAGUUCUUUUUUUAUUGUUGUAGUUCUUUAUGGUAAGAGGCAUUGUGUUUAAGCUAAAUGAAAUUAAAAGUUUUGAAGAUAUAAUCGAGUGAUUGCUUAACAAUUAUCUUCAUUCUUUACAUUUGUAAAAUAUUGGCAAGACCACAGCCAAAAUUAAUGUCUGUUAAGUCAUCAGAAGAUCAUCAUAAAAAUCGGCGACUUAAUUUACAUUGGUAAACUAAAUGUGAGUGGUUAACCGGAUCAAACAAAAGAAAAAAAACUAUUGUAGGCCUUGUUUUUUAUUUUCAGCACAAAUGUGCCAAUGAAAGGCAUUCUAAAUCUAAACGACUUGGUUUGAUUUUUUUAGGGAAAAACGAUUCAACAGUCAGCUUCUAGACAUCGCGUCAUAUAUUAUUCAAAAUACCAAACUCUAAUAUUCAGAAUGUUUGUUUUAAUUUUUUGUAUAGAGAAAAUUGAUUUAACGAGAGGCAUUUCUUAAGGUAAAGUGUAGAAUAUCGUUUAUUUUGUUUAAGAGGAAAAAACUACGACUUCGGUGAGUAUUUUUGUUAGUUUUCCCUACUUCUUUUAUUCAUUUUUACUUAAUACUUGUAUCUCUAAACUGUAUUUAUAGCAUUUUAUACGUCAUUGCAUAUAAAUAUUUUUUAACCCUGAAAAUUAGUAUAUAGAAAAUUAGUAGUAAAAUUAGUACCGUCAAAGGGGUGAAUCGGGACGACUUAGAUAUUUAUAUAUUUUUUAUACAACUGCCGAACAAAAUUAAAAUUUGGCAGAAAGUGACCGUAGUCCAUACAACAGCAGAAAUAUGUAUUCGAUUAUUUUUUAAUUUCCAUGGAUUAUAAAAAAAAUAAAUAAAUAUAGGGUGUCCCAAUUGACCUCGUUUUGGGGCGAAUCGGGACGCGUUGUUUUAUGCCAUGUAAAAUGCAUGUCGCCCCGCGUAUGAGGUGAAUCGGGACCAAAAAUUUAAAAAAAUUAUAUUUUUCAUAUAUUUUUAAGUAUAAAAACAAAAAAAAUACUACAGUAAAAUACAAAAACAGUCUUUAUUUUACAGUUUUCACUUACAAACUUAAAAAAACCACAUUAAAAAAAAUAUUUUCAGAAAUAAUAUAAUGAUAUUAGAUGGCAUAAGAUUUUAACUUUAAUUGUAAAGGAAAUUUGUAUCCUCCUCGUCGCAAUUCGGUUGGUUUAGGUAGUUUUUUAUUAAUUUGUUCCGGCGUAAUCAUGCAAAUAUCUUCCACUGUUGGAAAAAUAAAACUAUUUUUUAUUUUUCGGUUUGAUCUGAGAGAUUUAACUUCAAAACUUUUACCAAAGAGUCCCUUAAUUUGCCCGAUAAAAUAUUUUUCUACUUUAUUUGUCUUAAACUUAACCUCGACAAAAUCGUCAGUGGCAAUGCUAUUUUCCAUUGGAUGCUAUACAUUAAAGCACUCGUCCAGUUCCAUUGCUUCAGAUUCUGCUUUAUCUGACUCAAGUUCGAAGAUGUCGUCCUCUUGAGAGUCUUUAGGCACUGUUGUCUUGUUUGUUGACGGUUCCGGUUGCGCUUCUAAAAAAUCUGUGGUAGAAAUGCUUUUGCCACCGUCUAUAGAUUACAAGUCAGACCACUUCCUAUACCGCCCGUGUUAAAGCAAAAUUGACCUUGAAUCCCGCUGUUUGCUGCGUACGAGCGUUUACCAGGGUUUAUCGUAAAUAUCGAUGAAAGCAAAUUCUGAGGCGCGCUGAUUAUUUUUAUACGAGGAGUAUUCAUAAGAAGUAUUUUAAGUCAUAAAAUAAGAACUUUUUUUAUAGGACUGGAAUAGAAUGUGUUUAUAUGACAGUGUUUCUUAAUUAUUAACGUUUUUACUCAUUUUUUAUAUUAGCUUCACUUCUUUGCCUUUAUGUAGCAAUGUUUGUAUGUAUGUAUAUAACAAAUCUAAGAAUUCUAUUUAAACUAUAACUUCUACUUGUCAGAUUGUUUUCAAAUUUUGUAGGUGCUUGGCUUUCGAUAACAAGGACAGUUUUUAAAAUGUUUUUGAGUUUCCCUUUUCUAAAAUUGGUGUAUCUAGAAGUUUUGAUCAGUUCAAUGAAUUUGAACUUUUAAUAAAAUUGGAAGCGUUUAAUAUGGCGGAUCAAAAUGGCUGCCUUUUAAGUCAAAUAUAAUAUAUAAAAAGUGAAUUUGAAAAAAACCUUGUUGAAUAUUACUUACUUGUUGAAUUGUUUAAAUUUGCUACAUUUUUAGGAGUCUUAUCAAAAAAUACAAGUUUUUACUUAAUAUUUGUGGAAAUUUUAGAGAUGAAUAUUCAAAAAAUAAAUCUAAAGUUAAAAAAAAUAAACAAUUAAAAAUCACAUUUAAACGCACUAAAAAAUAUAAAAUAAUUUAAAUACGGUAUGGGUUAUUUUAAUUUUUGAAUUAGGUCGUUUUAAAAAUACAAAAGCGCAAAAGAAUAACAAACAAUUAUCAUAAUAAGCGCUAAAUAAGUAGUUUUGUAAAUUAUAUACUUUGUAUUCAUUUGUGGAUAUAGUAAAUAUAUAUAAAAUACGUUAAAAUAUCAAAAUUUACCGGGUCUUAAACGCCGACUUUGGUGGCCGACAAAAAGAAGUGGGGUGUGUUGGUUUGGGAUAAUAGGCUGUAAAAUCGGCUAAAACUAUUCCAGUAACAUUACGGGGAGAAAAUAAAUAAUAAACUAUUUUUUAAGACACAAAAUACGGAACAAAAUAUUUAACAUAUAGGGAUGAAAUACAUACUACUUUAUUGUUGGGUAAUUAUAUUUAUACAAGUAGUAUGUAACCAAAUUAUUGUCUAAAACGCUACAAGCAAAAACUCUCUCGCGAAACGGAUGCACACAAGUUAACGUACUUGCGAAAACUAAACCUGGGCUCUACCCAGCCGAUGCAUGGCGAGGUGAGGAACGGGGGGUGGGGCAAUCGAUUUCAGGGCCGCUCGAGUGGUCUGACUUGUUGUAAUCUAUAGACGGUGCUUUUGCCUGGCUCGACUGUAACUUUCUUUUUCCUUGCUACAGUAGGCUUGCAUGCAUUCCUGCUUUCGUUAAGUACUUCUACCACAGAUUCCGUCCAGUCAUUAGGAUCAUCUUCUUCGAGGUUUCUUUCUGGUGGCAACCUUUUCAAAACUUGAUUUCUAUCGAUGGGAAUGAUUCCCGUGCCACGAAAACCGCUUUUAAUAUUUUGUGUUAGAGUUGCUUCUAGUUUGCUUAUAGCUUGCCUUAGUAGGCUUGGAAAAUACUCCUUCGGCAAAGAACCCUUGUAUUGUUUUUUCCAACCUUCUAGAGUUGACCUCCAAGCCUUUUUCAUCGGGCCAAAAACGGACACGUCAAGUGGCUGUGUUAAAUGGGUUGAAUUUUGCGGCAAAAAAGAAAACCGAAUAUUAUUUUCUUCGCAUAAUUCAACCGCCCUAUGCCACAAAUGACUACACAAAUUAUCGCCAAUGACAACCGUUGGUGCCGGACGCGUCUUCAAGAAAGAUAGAGCUAUGGAAAUGAACCAGUCUUCAAACAUUAUUUCGUCCAUACCGCGCACCUGGUGGCCCAUUUGUCAACCAGGUAUCCUAUAGAUGCUCGCUUUUAUAAACAACAAAUGGGGGUAAUAGAUGGCCAUCACCACUUACUGCAAACAUCACUGAUGUCGAUUGUUUUGUUGAAUCGAUGAUCCGUUCUGGAUGCCUCGUUUUUCUUUUUACGAUGACCUUUUUCCGUCCGGGAUCAUCCAUAAAGCAUGUUUCAUCAUAAUUAAUGACGGACUCAGGUUCAACGUUUUGCAAGUUGGUUUGGAGAUUAUCGAAGUAUUUAUUUACUGUUUCCCGAGUCACGGCUGCACGAGACCGUUUGAUAUUCUCGCACAGUCUCUCAGUCAGAAGUUCUUUAUGUCGGACACAAAACAAAUUCGCCCAAUCAACACCGGCCAUAUUAUUUUUAAAUUUCGCCACUCUUGCCCCUUUUCUAUCAAGAUAUCCCUUUACAAUGUAUCGAAUAGUAGUUUUCUCCAUUGGGUAUGCCCACUCUCCCGCCAGUACUAUUAAAUGGACCAGCCUGGAUUCCUCAGCUCCUAUCAAAAUUGUUUGACCACCUUGUUUCUUUGGCUUCUGCUUCGCAUGACGCUGUAAUGUCGAUUUUGGGAUGUUAUAUAAUGCCUUUACGUCUCGAAGAGUUAUCUGGCCUCUUUUGAACUGCCUCAAAGCCUUUGCCAGUUGUUCUUGACUAUAAUUUUGACAGACCUUAGUCCCAGGCGUUUUUUUGUAUUUCCGGACCAUUGUCCCGAUUCACCGCUGAAAGCGAGUUUUUAUGUUUAAAAAUUAAUAAUAAAAAAACUAGACAAAAUAAUUUAACAGAAGUCCACUCAACAUCUAGAAAAUUCCCACAGGUAUACUAUAUUAACAACCCAAUGCUCAAAUCUCCCAAUAAAUAUCUUUUCCAAACAAAGUUAGCAGCAGAUUGAAAGAACGUUAAAUUUCGCUCUAAUAUGUGGACACUUGUACGCACUGGAAUCUUUCAAAUAACUAACGGCCACGCGUGAAUGUCAAACAGCUGUUGUCUACAACAGGUUUUUCAUAUUACCCAUCCUAAAAACAUUUGCUGCAUGCAUGAAAAUCACGUGUUUGUAAAAAAAUUUCAAACUGUCCCGAUUGACCCCCUGGUCCCGAUUCACCCCGUUUGACGGUAUAUCAACAUAAUUCUAAACGUUGGUAAAGAACAAAUAAUAGUUUUCUUUAGCACAACUCAACUAAAAACCUCGUCUGACCAAGAAUAAAAUCAUUAAAAUAGUACAUUUUUACAAUGAAAUAUUUUCUAGUGCAAUAUACUGGUUUUUUUUUCUAUUUGACUGUUACCGAAACAUUUUGUAUGAUUAAAUAGACCUUUUUGCAGGUAUCUGUUUGUGAUAGGGGGUUAAUCAAAAACCACAUUGUUAUAUUGUCCGAUAUCAUAAAUAGAUCAUAGAUUUUAACAUUAAAAGACUGCCUAUACAGAUAUUUGAGAUUUCAGGUGUGAUACCGACGCAUUUUGAGUCAAGUAGCCGUUUUUUUUUUUGCUUUCUUUUGAAGUACAUAGAUUUUUAUUUAAUUCAUUCUUAUAACUCUUGUGAUAGAUUAUACAAGACAGAAAUUACUCAUUUUUUAAUUCACUUGUUACGGGUUUCUCAUUGUUGUUUGUACGUUUUUCCACAUUUGCUAUAUAUAUAUGGGGUGUGAAAAGUGGGGAAUUAUGCGAGUGAAAAGGGGAUCAUCAUUUUUGCCCUAUUUUUGGCAUCGUAUAUGUAUAAUAAUUAUGGCCUUAAUAUUAUCGAAUACGAAUGUGGUAAAACCGGCCAUAUAUAGCACAAAUUUGCGCGUGUUUUUUUUGGUACUAGCAACUAAAUUAGUGUCAAUAUUGGAAAUUUUACUGGUGUAAGUGGUGUACGUACCUUAAAACUCUGGUUUUUAUUAUAGAUUUUGAAAAUAAAGAUUUGUUACAUAA